Molecule: messenger RNA, 789 nt
Organism: Dendronephthya gigantea
Lineage: Eukaryota; Metazoa; Cnidaria; Anthozoa; Malacalcyonacea; Nephtheidae
Exons: 4
Coding region: 139-615 (158 amino acids)
Source: RefSeq, a predicted model, not a curated record
UUUGUUUGUACAUUGUAUAAUUUGUAUCAUCCAUGGUUCUAUAAAUGGUUCAAUAAAAAGAGCAAGCUAGGAGCCGUGCUGACGAAAAGCGCGGAUUACUCAGCGUUUCAUGCUAAAAACAUUCUUCAGAAAACAAUCAUGAACGAACAAAGGAGUUAUGCAAUUGACAAUGACAAACGUAUUUCAAACAUUGUUUGGCGAAAUUGGAACACGUUGGCAAACAUCAUUGGGGCUGUAUGUACAAUAGGUAUUUGGUUUAUUGCCAUAACCAUUAUUGAUGUCCACCAAGACAUUGGUAUUUAUUUAAUAUUAUGUGGAAUAGCAAUGGCAUUUCUUGAACUUAGUUUGGUUGUGGAUUGGCUCUUUUCUGUUUGUUGCAGUGAAGAAUUUGCAGUUCGGCAAUGUUGGUCAUUUGUUCUUGCAACAGAUACAUGGAAACGAGGCUUACUUUACCUGGGUUUGUCGGCAGUAUGCUACAUUAAAGCAACGUCUGGAUGGCAAGUGCCUUUUGCAGGUGCUCUAAUGGACUUGGCUAGUAUAGUUUACUUCAUCAAAACUAUCAAAGGCAAACAAAAGCCCCAACCAUAUAGAUAUAAACAGCUGUCUGUGACAUAAGUCAUUUUAGUGCAGACAAACUGUAGAAAAAUAGAGUUAAUUUAUACUAGAGAUUAUUUAACAUUCAUUACAUUCUUGCAACAUCACAAUACAUCAUCAAGGCAAAAAUAAAAAUGAUUAAUUGCAAUCAACAUUAUUAUAAUGUGGAGAUUUAAUAUGAGGAUCAGGAGUUUA